This is a messenger RNA of Rhopilema esculentum, 4451 nucleotides long. RefSeq lists its product as uncharacterized. Gene Ontology annotation, cellular component: plasma membrane. Gene Ontology annotation, molecular function: signaling receptor activity. Lineage: Eukaryota; Metazoa; Cnidaria; Scyphozoa; Rhizostomeae; Rhizostomatidae. The record is from RefSeq and is a predicted model, not a curated record.
UUGUUCCCUUGGUCUUCUGGUUGAAAACUUGUUCCGUUAGCUAUGAAUGUUUAAUAUAUUAUUAAGUAGGAACAAGUGAUAGUUUUAAUCUCUGGAACCUGAGGGUUGUUAUUAUAAAUUGAUUAUACAUUAUCUAUUUAUGACCGAAUUAUGUCACUAAAACUAGUUCAAGUAGAAAAACUGAAAAAGACUGACGCAUAAAUCGAUUCUAGGUGAUCGAAGUACAUUUUAAGAAGCGGACGAAGGAAUCUAAUCUACUGAGAUGGUUUGGAAAUCUUUAUACCUUACGGCUGUGUGCUUGCUACACCCUUUCGUUCUAUGCCGCCUCAGCACGCUAGUGAAAAAUGCUUUCUACAUUCGUCAUUUUCUUGGGAAGUGCGUAGAGUACGAUGAGGUACGUCAGGUCCUGGUUUACGGUAGACUUUGCCGAGAAAAGUUCGAAUGGCAGGGAGGAGCAAGACUCAUCCACAUACCAACAAAGAAAUGCAUCACUGUCAAUACCACAAGCGAUGGAAGCUUUUUGUCUUUGUCAAGCAAAUGCAGUGAUACAAACAGUUUGUUUCAAUACGAUGAAAACAAUCGAGUGAUUCGGCAUCUUUUCUCUAACAAAUGUUUGCAUCCAGAAAAUGGGGUUGCUGAUCCUGCAAUUAAUACUGCAAUUGUCUUGAAGCCAGGCUGCGAUGGAAACACCAACAAAUUUUACUUCAGAAAGGAAGCCUACUAUAUCAUCCGGCAUUUUGGUGGACUAUGUUGGGUUUAUAACUCUGCAGAGAACUUGAUCAAACUGAUGAAUCCAUUUGCUUGUGAUCGCUUUGAGUAUGUGAAUAAUUACCAUUUGAGGCAUGUUGAAACAGGAAAAUGUGUUAUUUUUUCAAGUUUAUAUAUGCGACUCACUGACGACUGUGAAUCUCCAGAAACAAUUUACAAACUCAACCAGUUUUCUCUACUUGAGCAUGGACCAACUAAUUGUAUACAUCCUUUACAUGGAGCUUUGUACCCUGUCAAUGGAAAUUUGCUUAUCCUAUAUAGCAAUGGAUGUGCUGAUGAAGACCGCUUGAGAUUCUCCUUCUAUGAAGAUAAAGACAUACAGAAAGUAAAAGUCAUUUCUGAAUCAUGCUUGACUCCCUCAUCUUGCGGGAAUAGCAAAGGCAACGUGAUGGUUAAUGGCCGCCAAUACAGCUUGAAUACACGUGGUAUCAAUGUGGUUCUCUUUGAUUACCGAAGCGGUUUGUUCGAGUACAGAAAAACAUACGAUGUGUAUGGAGAUGCGGCCUCCAGAAACCUUUUAGCCAAUUUCCUGGACAAUCUUCCUUCAGGGAAAUUACUUAUGAUGACAGCAAAGGAGGGGGUAAACAUAGAUAGCAAUCUAGCCUUUGCGUUGCAAAAGGUUGGUGUUUCUGCAACGUUUGCAACUUCACCAGUUCCAAGUAAUUAUAUGACUUUGGCAUAUGUUGGCUAUACAGGCCAGGCGAGGAAGAAUUGGGAGAGAAUUGUCAACAAAAUUGGAGGAUCAGGAGCUUCAAGUAUUGAAAUAAGCAUCAACAAUUUUCAUGAACGGGAUGGAAUUGAUGAUUGUUCAAAUGAACUUGGAGUGCGAGCCAGUAAAAUACCGGAUUCUAGGUUUUAUGCAAAGACUGUUUGGGCAAAUGAAAAUAAAAACAACCAACCGUAUCAAGCAAGACUGCAUUACAAUGGCCCGGGUUGGUGUUCGUACAGCAACACUCCGGUAUCCGAAUAUUUGCAAGUUGAUCUUGGGACGAUGAUGAUUUUAAGUGGUAUUGCGAUUCAGGGUCACGGCUCUGACAAUGCACAUGCUGUAACAAAGUUCAAAAUUGAAUACUGUAAAAAUGGAAUAAUUUGGCAAUUCUACAAGAGCGAGCAAGACUCAGUUUUAGAGUUUACAGCUUUAAGAGAAAACAAUGGGCUUGAAACAAGUGUUAACUGGUUUCGUAAUCUCGAAACAAGAUUGGUCAGAGUAGUUCCCACAGCUAGGAUAAGCUCAUAUAACAUUAACUGUAUGAGAAUUGAACUUUUUGGAUGUGCUAUAUCGAGAGGUUUCUUGAGUGUCGAAUGGUCACCAUCGUCAAGUUUUUCUAUAAAUGAUAACUUCAAAGGAUCUGUCCUUGCAUUUGGUACAAUAAAGAACAAUUUAACAGUAGGAAUAUCGAUGGCAUCCAGUAACAGAAGCCUUGCAAAUAAACUUGACUUGUUUCACUUUGGUAAUAUGAAUGUGUCGACAACAUUUGAUAACGGAACUGUCAAGAUGGAAAGCGGAGUGGUAAACUUGGCGAAAGACCAUUCUAGAAAAAUCAAUAGCGCCGGAUUUGUUCAAUUUGAACUUAAAGAGGAGAACUAUUACAUGUUUCUUAUCGAUUUUUCUGGAGAGGUUUUAGAUGCAGGACUAUCCACUGGAGAAAGACAGGCUGUCAUCAGUACUGAAAAUGGUGAUGGAAUCCUUGUGUUCUCAUCGCCACUUCAAAUCAAAAGAUUGCAUCCCGACAAAAGCAUUCUUCAACUAAAUAUCACAAAACAAAACUUCCAGUCGCUGACUGAUGAUAGCUUCUUGAACCUUAAUCUGUCCGUGUCCCAUUUGCUUGGAAAAAGUAACUCAAAUGCUUAUGGUGUUACUCUCAUGAUUUAUUUCAACAGCAAGUUUCUUCAGUUGAAAUCACUGGCAUUCGCAAACACAAGUCGCCUGAGUCUACCUCCGUCUAGAAACACAACCACGCCUUGGUUUAUUAUGAUUCAGACUGAUACACUGUGGCUGCAUAACAGGCAGGAAAUCUCGAUAAUACUUGAGGCAAAGUACCCAAAGGCUAUAUCAAGAGGAGAAACCUGCAAUGGAAAUAUCAUCAUCGAUUUUGCCUAUAAAAAUAAUUUGGCAAAAUUCAACGGAGCGACAAACUCAACUUUGCAAAAGAUGGUACAUUUUAAAUGUAAGAUUGACCAGAGCAAGAACAUCCAGGUAAAAUCAAUGAGGUUGCCGUCUCCAGCAUUCAGCAUGAUUUAUGACGAAGUAAAUCAGCAAUUCUUUUUCUGUUAUCAAAAUAAAACACACACGACAAGAGACUCUGCCACUUGCUUUUUCACAGAGAAGCAGAAUGAAUUUUGGCGACAGCUGCCUUACAUUUCCUCACUGAUGGGUGUUGAUGUUGAAAAGAAAAUUGUCUAUGGAUUGAGCAGAUUUGGAAAAUCAUAUGCCAUUUCUUAUUACCCUUACCGCGUCUUUGAUCAGGUAGAAGAUUCCGAAUGGACACAAGUAAAGGAUCAACAGCAAAUAAGAAAAGCUCUGAAAGCAGCCAGUGUUGAUUUGUUACCAGAGUUGCCAGAAAGCUCUUGGAUAAUAAAUGAAUCCGGCCAGGCGAUCUGGGCAGCAACAAAAAGAGGAAUCUUUAAAAAAGUAUAUGGAGUAUGGAAACGGAAGGUUGCUUUUGAUGAAUUCAGAUAACGAGCUUUUGAGAUUGACAUUACCAAAAAUCAUAUCUACUUUGGUACCAUUUGUUCUUGCACAGUGUUCAUCUGUUCUAGCGCAGGUUUACACAAUCCUAGUUUCCUGCAUACUGUAAAUCCUCAAAUCUAGAAUUUCUAUAUUUUAACACACAAUUAGCGGUUAACUACAUUAACAACACUUUUUAGCACCCAAAAAAUUAAGUUACUAACAAAGCACGUGUUUCUAAAUAAGGGAUUCUCGGUUUUUGCAACAUGAAUUCAAAAUUUCAUGAAGAAGGUUUGACAGGAAAUGCGUGUAUGAAUGAAAAAAUUAUGUUAUCCUAACAUUUGACCUGUUUGAUCAUGGUUCGGUAAAAUAUCCAGCAAUUUCGAAUUGGCUUAAUUUCGAGGGUUUACCUAUUUUUGAGAAAAAACGGUAGGGAAAACAGAAAAUACUAAUCAAAAGACAUUCUAUUCGUUCACACUGAUGUAUCAUACAGGCUGAUGGCACUUUGAACUUGUUUAUUAUAUCCAGAAUACCUGCUUAAGAGUAAAAAAACAUGGAGCAAUUUGUUUUGCUUGGGGUUCCUUAGUCCAUUAUUUUAUCAGCCUAGAGUCAUUUUAUUUAUGAUGUAUGAAAUACAAACAUGGUGGCAAGUUUUUUAUGAGAGUAGUUCUUUAGCAAUAGACUAGUUUCUUUAGUAGUUAUUAAAUAUUAGUUCUUUCCAACAACUUGAAAGUUUAAAGCAUUUAAUCACACCAUUGAAUCGGACAGAGGCGGGCGCCACGAAAUUGAAUCUGGGAGGAUAAGAGCCAAGUUUAGUGAGAUAGGAGGACCCACCAUGAUUGGGUCCGAUGCAGGGAAUUGAAAUGAACACAAUGUAAUUUGCCUUGCAAUCAGAGAAUUGUCUGAAAGAAAGGAUGUUUACAAUAUGAAGCUCUGCCUGUUUACCCUACAAAACUUACCGCGAAGGAACAAAUAGACUGGUUCCAAUUCCAAGAAAUUACAAAACAAGGGGCAU